Messenger RNA from Chironomus riparius, 510 nucleotides. The record is from the annotation of a GenBank genome assembly. NCBI's taxonomy places the organism in Eukaryota, Metazoa, Arthropoda, Insecta, Diptera, Chironomidae.
UGAACACAUCAAUUUGUGUCGCCAACAAGAUCAAGUGUUAAAAAUUUUAAUUUUUUGAUCGCAAUUUUCCCCCCGUCCUGAACGUGAGUGGACUUUUAAAAAAUGAUCAAACCUCAUGUGAUUUUUAUGCUAAUGAUGACUUAUGCAAUCACAUCAUCAUUAUCACAGUACGUUGAGUUUCAUAGAAAUCAUCGACUAAAGAAUGGACAGGAUGAUCACAAGAACAUCGAUUAUUCAUUCCGAUAUUACAUCGAUGAGCCGAACGGCGUAUCACUUGAUCAUUGGGAAAGGAAGCAAUUUGAUGGAAGUGUAAGUGGCGGUUAUGGAUAUCUCGAUCCAAAUGGUGUAGCACGAACUGUUCAUUACAAGGUUGAAGAUGACAAAGGAUUUGAGGCUAUAAUUAAAGUCGUCUCGCCAGGUGGUCUGUUUUACUUUCAACAACAACAUCAACUUCCAUUGCGACAACCGACGGUACCGUUUCAGCAUGCGAAACCUAUUAAUACACUGUAA